Molecule: messenger RNA, 1144 nt
Organism: Caenorhabditis elegans
Lineage: Eukaryota; Metazoa; Nematoda; Chromadorea; Rhabditida; Rhabditidae
Gene: dhs-22
Product: DeHydrogenases, Short chain
Exons: 4
Coding region: 14-1015 (333 amino acids)
Source: RefSeq, marked reviewed
ACCAUCUAUUAAAAUGGAUGGUGCAGAUGCUGAAGAACAUGGAGGAUUCCUCUUUUUUGUGCUCGCUUCAUCCGUAGUUUUUAUUGUGCUCUUUUUCACAAGACGUUACUUUAAAGGAGGUCAAUUCAAUGAAAGAGUCUCUGCAAAGGGAUUAGUAGCCGUUGUGACCGGUUCUAAUUGUGGAAUUGGAUUCGAGACAGUUCGGGAACUUAAUUUGAGGAAAGCUGAUGUCUAUAUGCUGUGCAGAAGCGAAGAGAAAGCCAAUGAAGCGAAACGAAUGCUCGUGAGACAAGGAUGCGAUGCCACUCGUCUUCACUUCAUUGAAUGUGAUUUGACAGAUUUUGAAAGUGUACGACGAGCUGCCAAGGAAACUCUCGAAUCGACUGACACCAUUGAUAUCCUUAUCAAUAAUGCUGGAAUCAUGUUUCAAAGCAAACACGAGCAAACCAAGGAUGGUCAUGAGAAAACUUGGCAGAGCAACCAUUUGGGACCAUUUCUGCUCACCGAACUUUUUCUGCCAGCUGUUAAGAAGUCUUCCUACGCUCGAAUCAUCAAUGUUUCAUCUCGUAUUCAUUUGAAAUCCGAGAAAAUUAAUUUGGCUACUGUAGAUGACAAGAAAUCGUUUGGAAUGAUGAAAUCGUACAGACAGAGCAAGUUGGCAAAUGUUAUGCACGCAAGAGCCUUGACUAAGGAAUUGAGAAAGGACGGAGCCGAACACGUGACUGUUAACUCCCUGCACCCAGGAGUUGUUAAUACCGAGCUCGCGAGAAAUACCAUUUUGAAUACACCAGGAAUCAAGCAGAUUACAGCUGUUUUCCGUUGGUUCCUCAUGAAAACCAGCCGCGACGGAGCUCAAACUUCAAUCUUCCUUGCAUUGGGCAAAAAGAUCGGUGGAAUCAGUGGAAAAUACUUUGCCGAUUGCAAGUUGACCCAAGAAAACCCACUAGCCUUGGAUGAUCAGGCCUGUCAGGAUUUGUACAAUUAUAGCUUGGAAUGUACUGGCCUCGCCAAGUAAUGUGCCAGCGCAGCUACAAUAAUUUCUCUAUUAAGAAUUCAUAUCAAUCCCAUUGUAAACUUUAACAAAGGCUUUAUAUUCAAGUAUUUAAAAUUAAAAUUUCAUUGAAUGAAUAAAUAUGUAAUACAU